Molecule: messenger RNA, 744 nt
Organism: Hyaloscypha bicolor E
Lineage: Eukaryota; Fungi; Ascomycota; Leotiomycetes; Helotiales; Hyaloscyphaceae
Exons: 2
Source: RefSeq, a predicted model, not a curated record
AUGGGAGACCCAUUCGGCAUAUCAGUGAAUAUCGGAGGCCUCGUUCAGCUUGCGGAUCUUGUUGUGAACAAGAUAUGGCCAUUCUUGAAAGAAAUGAAGAACCAGCGAUCAGAAAUAUCCAAAUUAUCAUCCGAAAGCAUUGCUAGUCAAAUAAACCUCAAAGCGGAUGUCAAAGCAGUGAAAGAAGAGCUUUUCCGGCGAAAAGAGCUCGAGGCCAGAAUAGAGCUAGAUGAAAAGCGGAAGAAGGUCUUAGAUUUCUUCGGCCGCGUUGGCCCCAAAGAAAACCAUGCCAUGAGCUUGAAGCUCCGACAUGAAGGAACGGGACUAUGGCUGCUCAAAGAAUCGCGUUUCAAUGGAUGGCUACAGAACUGCGACUCUCACAUCUGGUUUUACGGGAUUCCUGGAGCUGGAAAGACAAUUUUGGCAUCAUUACUCAUUGAGAAAGUUUUUCAGCUGUGCAAGCCCUCUGAAGCUGUCGCUUUCUUCUACUGCGACUAUAAAGAUACCGCGAAACAAGACCCAUGCUAUAUACUUGCGUCAAUAGCAUCCCAGAUUGCGAUUCAGCAUGAGAAGGCGUGCGAGAUUCUCGAAGAAGAGCACAAGAAGAUACAUCCCGGAACGACUGACGUCAAGCAUUUGAAACCCGAGAUUUUAGUCAGUCUGCUGAAAAAGCAGUUCGGUCUCUUUGAUUUCACUACUCUCAUCAUCGAUGGACUUGACGAGUGUGGUGAUAACACAGCAAAU